AUGGCUCAUUACUCUUCCCAACCGCCCCCUCUCCCUAAGAUCGAGGCGUCGCAGUCGGUCUCCAUACCCAAAAAUGCUCAACGGGCACGGCGAGAGAUACCAACCCUGCAAGCUGUAGAGGAGCCUGAGACGCAGAAUUUGCCCACUCUGUGCUCUAGUGAGGACACUUUACUUAGGCUUGGCCACCUUCUUCAAUCCUUCCAUUGUGGCAGAGUCCCGAUUGAUCUGCUUACUCGAGCCUGCGAGCCAAAGAUGACUUGGUCAUCAGCAGGCGAGGUUGUUGAGAAACAUCCUGGGGAGGGAGAAGUUCCCGAAUGGCUUGUGGACUUCUACCAAGCCAACAAACCCUGGCUUCGGGAUCUGGGACAGGAACCGCCCAACAGAAUCUUCAAGAUUAUAUCGGACAACAACAUUCGCUACUUACAGGCGAGAGGCGACGGGUCCCCGAUCUCUGGACACGAGCAACAUUCACCACUCGUUAAUGAACGCAAGUUGGCACAUGUCCGUAUCGCCAUGGCCUUGCAUGCGUUCCCAUCCAUCAACUCUGAGAUAAUCGGCGAGGAAAUUGUCGAUAGGCUAAUGGACACGGCAAAGACCUCCGUCCUACCAUUGCUCUCAUCUCUCACGGAGGCUGACAUACAAGAUUGGUUACUGCCAGAACGUCUAGACGAGAGAGAACAGUUUUUAUAUUCUUUGUUCGAAUUCACAUAUCAAGCCAUCCACGCGCUAGGGGUUGACCACCCUUCCAUUCCACUUGGUUUACCAAGACGGAUAUUGAAGGUCAUAUCUGGAAGUACCCUCGAGAAUUCCAUCAUUCUGUACAAGGUGAUGGCAGAAGCCUUGGGUACACUUUCAUUCCAAGUUUCCAGACCGCAACUGCUUAAUAUGCUACACACUUUGGCUCAUACGGACAUUAGAACCAAUGCCAUGAUUCUAUACACUUUAUCAAUGCUACUGCCGGACGACACCAUAUUAGCUGGCACUGGAGCAGUAACCGAGCGUCUCAGCAACGCCUUGCCCAACUGGCGUGCAUUGUCACCAACAGAUCGAUCCACAAUGGAGUUUUUAACAGAGACGCACAGGCAUUGUACGGCUUCCAGCUUUCGCAACAUAAGCAAUAUGACAAAGCUAUCAUGUUCUUGA
Fusarium proliferatum ET1 is the source of this 1143-nucleotide messenger RNA. RefSeq lists its product as uncharacterized. NCBI's taxonomy places the organism in Eukaryota, Fungi, Ascomycota, Sordariomycetes, Hypocreales, Nectriaceae. The record is from RefSeq and is a predicted model, not a curated record. The transcript has 3 exons. Bases 1 to 1143 code for a protein of 380 amino acids.